Molecule: messenger RNA, 1096 nt
Organism: Ectocarpus sp. CCAP 1310/34
Lineage: Eukaryota; Phaeophyceae; Ectocarpales; Ectocarpaceae
Source: the annotation of a GenBank genome assembly
GGGCUAAGUGGGCUGUUGGAGACGUUGAUGCAGUCAUUCAACGAUGCGGCGGGCGCACCGUACUACAUUUACGGAGACCCAGCAUACCAGGUAUCCCCAUGGCUGAUGGCGCCAUACAAGGGCUUGUUGUCUGUUGCCGAGGUGGCAUUCAACAGGGCGAUGAGUAGAGUAUGGAUGACUGUCGAAUGGGGCUUCGGCCGGGUCGUGGCGUUGUGGCCUUUCGUCGACUACGUGAAGAAGCAGCAGGUGGUCCUCAGCGCAUGCGGUCUUGGAAAGCAGUACGCGGUGGCUGGUAUCCUGACGAAUUGCCACUGCUGUUUCUACCCAAACUCGACAGCGAAAUUCUUUGACCUUACCCCCCCUUCCCUCCAAGAAUAUCUUUCGGGACAGGGGUGACAACGUGUGUCUAAUUUGCAUGGGACUGAUGCAGGAAGUAACUACUGCAGUUGGCACCGCACUGUCCGGUACCAUCCUGAACAUGGCCACAUCGACGUGAGGUAUAGGGGUUGACAUCAAGCUUCGUUUCGUUCAGAUGAUUUGGGUUACCUCACGGCUUCCAAGUGAUAACAGCGGGGGCAGGGUUCAAGACCUUGGCUGCCUAUUGCGCUUGUUUUCCCGAAUUUUUGUAGGAGGGUAGAGGUCCCGUUGUACGGUCGAGUUCCCCUGAUAAUGCGAAACACCGUAAUGUUGUCUCGGGAUUAUUUCGUGGUUGUUCCUGUGGGCUGGAGCGUUGGAGGGGACCUGUAUAUCUUCCUGUUUGUUUCCUGGGUUUUCUCUUCCUUUCCUAUUUAUUUGCCUUGUUUGUUUCACGUUCUUUCUUUCUGUUAGACCGAGGUCGUUUGCCUGUAUCCGGGUUAGUUUUUCUUUAGGUGCCCUUUUUUGUUUGGGCAGAAAAUGAAUCGUGCCUUGGAGGAAUUUUCUUGUGUCCAUUGUUACGUUUUUAUUUCUUAAAAUGGUGCACCCCGUUUGGGGAUAGUUGGCUUGUGGUCACGGGAGGUGUCCGCGUCAGUUGGACCAGUACAAACAUUAGAAGGCACCGAGUGAGGCCUUUGCGUUUGGUCAUGUGAAGACAACCUCAAGUACAAAAAACAUAGUU